AUGUCAGCAAAUACAUGUAGUGGCUGUGGAGAGCCUUUGCCUGGCUCAGAAUUCUUAAAAUGUUUUGGAUGCCAAGAUAAGUACGACCUCAUUUGCCUCGGAAUCGAGCAGGCCGCAUUUCUCAAGCUCAGCAAAGACCAAAAAGAACAAUGGAACUGUCCUUCGUGCACCUGCUCACGACCUAAAGGAGAUAACACGCACACGCCAAUUCGUAGCUCUGCAGCGCUCCUACGAACGGAAGUAAUGGCGUUAAAAGAACAAAACUCCGAAAUUUCAUUAUUAAGACAAGACGUUCAGGAACUAAAAGCUCAACUCGCCAAAGCAACCACUCAUACAGAGUCCUUGAAAGAGCUUGAGAAAAAACUUUCCAUGCAACAAUCAAGUAUCACCGAACUAACUGAUGCACUGGAACAACUCCAGCAAUCGUAUAACACGCAUGAGCAAAAUAAUCUCCACGACGAGUUAGAAAUAGCGGGCAUUGAGGAAUCCGACAACGAGAACCUUCACCACAUCGCACUCGUGAUGUCCUCAAAACUCGGUGUAGCCCUGACAGAUGCGGAGGUGAGCCAAGUCUUCAGAACUGGGGCUAGACGUCGGCUGAGCAAUGUGACGGUGCCUGGCAAAAGGCAGCAGCCGCGUCCCAUAGUCGUCAAACUUACGAGGCGGUCCAAACGUGAUGAGUUAGUGAAGGCCGCUAGAAAUCGACGACAUUUUACAUCUGAGGAUAUUGUGGCGGGCAUGGUCACUAAAGUGUAUCUAAACGAAAGGCUUACGAAACACAACCGGGCUCUUUUUCAUGCCGCCAGACAACGGUCCUCCCAGUAUCACUAUCGGUACUGCUGGACCAGCAAUGGACUCAUCUACGUUCGUAAAGCGGAGGGAAAACCGGCACUGCAAAUACGAUCGCUGCCUGAACUCGACUUGCGGGUGGGACCAGCCAAUUCGGACCCUUCUAUGGAGCAACAACUCGAUACUGACUCAGCGCAAUAGGCCGUCACAUCGGAUGCCCAGGAAUAUA
This is a messenger RNA of Cydia fagiglandana, 1018 nucleotides long. RefSeq lists its product as uncharacterized. Bases 1 to 990 code for a protein of 329 amino acids. The transcript has a single exon. Lineage: Eukaryota; Metazoa; Arthropoda; Insecta; Lepidoptera; Tortricidae. The record is from RefSeq and is a predicted model, not a curated record.